AUGGGGACAUCGGAGGACCUGCUUGCCUGGCUGGAAGAGGCCUUCGCCUUGGUAACUCCUCCUGUUCUUGCUUCAAAAGGGGAGAAGUUGGAGACCAAGAUCGAAUACUGGGCUCGAGUCGCUGAAGUGACUGAUCAGUGGCCGAAGAAUGUUUCUGUUGCAACAUCCUUCUUUUGCGAGUACGACUUUGCUUCGUGCGACGGCGACACGGUCACCCUGCAUGGUUUGGAGAAGAGGCCUGACCUAAAUGGGUGCACGGCAGAGGUGCUCAGAGUUGCGGAUCCCGCGCAGCCUGGACGAAUCGUGCUGAAGCUGGAAAGCGGAAGUCAAAUAGCAAUCCGCCCGCAGAAUCUGCAGCGGCUGCAGCGCACCAUAAGCGUGCCAACAAGCGAAAAGUCCAAUGCACAGUCCACCGAGGUUCGGCCGAACAAUGCCAGAAGCACCAACUCUGGGAGCUCAAGCUUUUCAGGCCCAGACCCGUCUGCCAGCAAAGUCUUCGGUUCAGCCUUUGAGAGACUGAAGGCGAAGGCUGAGGCAGAGGCCCGCGGCGAGCUUCCAUCGGAUCGGAGAAAGAAGGCCAAGAACGAUUUGGACACACGUGGCGGGGUGCAGCCCUCAGCUUUGCACGGGGAUCGUGCCUCCCCUCUUGGAGAUUGUCGGCUCGACCAGAUUGGGAGCUCCCAGCCGGCCGGCCAAGCCAGGAGGGAGCUGGUCAUGGGCACGGAGGCGACGGAGCCCAAGGCAUCUCAGACCGAGGUUGCUGAGGAGCCUCCGAAGCGCGAGCCCAUCAAUUUCGUGCCAGCCGAGGACAACCGCUCGCUCUCGCAAGGAGAGACCGGAGAUACCUUUGUGCCGACUUUGCGCGACAUCCAUGUUACAGCAUACGCGGCCAGGGUCCUCGUAUAA
Molecule: messenger RNA, 906 nt
Organism: Symbiodinium natans
Lineage: Eukaryota; Dinophyceae; Suessiales; Symbiodiniaceae
Source: the annotation of a GenBank genome assembly